GUCUCAGUAAUGAGCCCACCGGAGCCUGUCCUUGAUUGGGCAUUUGAACGUACCUCGGCACCUGUCCAGAUCAAGCUCCAUCAUGCAACGUCUGGGGAAGUACUGUACGGCUAUCCCACGUUUAUCGGGCGGCUGUCAUCAGCCUAGCCUUCCAUAUUGUGUACUUCAUGUUCAACUUCCUCGAGCCAUGCUAGGAGCACCGCACAUCUCUUCACGUCCUACAUAAGCCUUUGACGCUCAAACAGUACAAGAUGACCGUCUCGACUGCUGCUCUAUCUGUACCUGCGGCACUCGCGGGUCUCGCAUACCUCAACGGUCGCUGGCGCAUUUCUGUCGACCUUGAAACCAUCGUGCCCCUGGCUGGAGCCACGAGAUCUUUCACCAAGCGCGAACGAACAGAUAGAGUCAACUCCUUCUACAUCCUCGAGGAGCAUGCCAAUAACCCCAAGAUUGCGGACAAGAUAUUCCUCAUCUACCAGGGAAAGAGUUGGACCUUCAAACAGACAUACAACACUGUCCUUCGCUAUGCGGGAUGGCUUCACUCUGUGCACUCGGUCGCCCCAGGCGAGAUCAUCGCCAUGGACUUUAUGAACAGCCCUACUUUUCUCUUCCUGUCCAUCGCCAUGUGGUCACUAGGUGCCAUACCAGCCUUUAUAAACUAUAAUCUUACCUCGAAACCCUUCAUUCAUAGUGUCCGGACCUCAACGGCAAGGCUCUUGCUUGUCGACCCAGAAAUCGAGUCUAGGGUGCUCACGCCCGAAGCAACAGAAGCCUUCGCCGCAUCCAACUUCCGCAACAAUGCUUUCCCAAUCGACGUGGCUGUUUUGACCACCGGUCUGCAGUCUUCGCUGGAAUAUUUCCCACUCUACCGGGCGCCAGACUCUGCCAGAGCUGGUGCGAUUGGCCGCUCUCAAUGCUGCUUGAUCUUCACAUCCGGGACCACAGGGCUACCAAAAGCUGCCAAGAUUCCCUGGCUUCGAACGAGCUGGGGUUCUGAUCUCAUCUCUCGAUGGCUGGGUCUUCGCCCGGUGACGUCCUCCAAACCGGACAGAUUCUACACUGCCAUGCCACUGUACCAUGGAACGGCCUUCCAACUAGGAUUUCAUAUGUGUUUGGUGUCCGCGACGACACUAGUUCUAGGUCACAGAUUCUCGACCUCGCGCUUCUGGGACGACGUCAUAUCAGCUGAUGCAACAGGGAUCCAGUACGUUGGAGAGACUCUGAGAUACUUGCUCGCUGUCCCACCCCAACCCAACGACCGCACCAAACAUCGUGUUCGCCUGGCAUUCGGUAACGGCCUGCGCCCGGAUGUCUGGGACAAAUUCCGGAAUCGAUUUGGAGUCGAGACGAUCGGCGAGUUCUAUGGCGCCUCGGAAGGUCCUGGAGCGAGUCUGAACCUGUCACGAAACACGUUCUCGUCAGGGGCGAUUGGACAAACAGGACUGAUUGGAACACUGAUGAACAAAGGUACAAGAUCAGUCGUGCAAGUCGAUUGGCAGACUGAGUCCCCCCACCGAGACCCCACGACUGGCUUUUGCGUGCGUGUGCCCGAUGGUGAACCAGGCGAGAUGAUUUUCAAGGUCGACCCCAAGGACAUCGAAGCCAAAUAUCAGGGGUACUUUGGCAAUCAGCAGGCCUCGGAGUCGAAGAUCCUGCGGGAUGUCCACGAGAAGGGUGACGCGUGGUUCCGCAGCGGGGAUGUCGUCCGACAAGAUAAAGAAGGCCGUCUGUGGUUCUCGGACAGGCUGGGCGACACCUUUCGAUGGCGAAGCGAGAACGUCUCGACUGCCGAGGUCGCGCAGAUCAUCGGCGAGCAUCCCCAGAUUCUCGAGGCGAAUGUUUAUGGCGUGGCAAUCCCCAACCAUGACGGGCGCGCGGGUUGCGUGGCUGUGUUGCUGAGGGAGGUCACGGGAAAUGAAAGCCCGAUCUCUGAAAGAGUAUUGGAGAGUCUGGCGACGUUCUCGCGCAACAGUCUGCCGAAAUAUGCGGUGCCUGUGUUCAUAAGAGUGGUCACCAGUGUGAUGGCGACAGGGAAUAACAAGCAGCAGAAACAUGUGUUGAGAGAGCAGGGCGUGGACCCAGAAAAGGUCAAUCCCGAACGAGUGUUUUACCUUGCGCCUGAUGCAGUGAGGUAUCAGGAGUUUGGUGUGAGGGAAUGGCAGGCUCUAAAGGCUGGGAAAGUGAAGUUAUAGUAGGGCUCUAUUGGCCUUACAAUCAUCUUUCAUGAGAUUAUUUUCUCAACUUUUAUGCUCCAAACCAUUCUGUCUCCAUUGACCCGAGGCAGGCUUGCG
Messenger RNA from Exophiala viscosa, 2291 nucleotides. RefSeq names its product putative bifunctional fatty acid transporter/acyl-CoA synthetase. Bases 252 to 2192 code for a protein of 646 amino acids. The transcript is spliced from 2 exons. Gene Ontology annotation, cellular component: cytoplasmic side of plasma membrane; lipid droplet; peroxisome. Lineage: Eukaryota; Fungi; Ascomycota; Eurotiomycetes; Chaetothyriales; Herpotrichiellaceae. The record is from RefSeq and is a predicted model, not a curated record. Gene Ontology annotation, biological process: long-chain fatty acid import into cell; very long-chain fatty acid metabolic process. Gene Ontology annotation, molecular function: very long-chain fatty acid-CoA ligase activity; long-chain fatty acid transmembrane transporter activity; long-chain fatty acid-CoA ligase activity.